Nothobranchius furzeri (turquoise killifish) is the source of this 3002-nucleotide messenger RNA. It is a transcript of the gene smpd4, whose product is annotated as sphingomyelin phosphodiesterase 4. The record is from RefSeq and is a predicted model, not a curated record. Lineage: Eukaryota; Metazoa; Chordata; Actinopteri; Cyprinodontiformes; Nothobranchiidae. Gene Ontology annotation, molecular function: sphingomyelin phosphodiesterase D activity. Gene Ontology annotation, biological process: sphingomyelin catabolic process; ceramide biosynthetic process; glycerophospholipid catabolic process.
GGGCGGUAGUUGGGAGGAGCGGGCAGCUUUGUGCCGUAAGUCCGCCACAGUAGAAGAAUCCACCGCUGCUCCUCGCGUCCCUGUUUAAACUCCGACUGAACUCCGGUGGAAACGCGGUUUAUGAGGACACGGUGGCUGUGUCCCGCUCACAAAUCCAUGUAGACUUCAGACUGAACUACAGACUACAGCAACUCGGAGGAAAGAUGAGCGCCCCAACGCUGCACCAGCCCAGCUUCCUGCUGGCCAACCUGAAAGCCGAUGCAACCACCAAACCACUGCUGCAGCGAUGCCAGGACCUGGUGAGGAUCAUUGAUGACUAUCCUGCAAAGGAGCUGCACCUGAUUUUCCCCUGGUUGGUGGAGAAUGUGUUUGGGAGUCUGGACGGCACCAUCUCAGGCUGGAACCUGCGUCUCCUCAAUCAGCGAAACCAUGAGUUCAAUGUUGUUUUGGAGUUUCUAAACCCAGGUGGUCCCAUGAUGAAGUUGGUGUACAAACUCCAAGCUGAAGAAUACAAAUACGAAGUACCCGUCAACUAUCUGCCGGGUCCUGUGAAGGCUUGCAUCCAGGAUGGGGUCCUACCUGACUGCCCCCUGUUCCACAACAAGCUGCAGUUUCCCCUGUUGGGCGUCCAGACCUUAAACGUGGCUCUCAAUCCCUUUGAAUUCUUCACGUUUCAUUUAGCAUACUGUCUCAUUGUUCCAAAGAAUGCUCCUCAGGGCCAGCAUAGCACCAUGACAGACAGCGCCUACUUUCUACUGGUGGACACGUAUCUGAAAUAUUUCCUCCCCAUCGAAGGAAGUGUGCCAUCAUCUCCGUUCUCCGAUUCCAGAGGUUCUGUUGCUGCCUCUUCACCACGAUCUUCCAGUACGUCCUUUGCUGGUUAUGGCGUUCACAGUCCCAGUCUCCUGAAACACCACAUUUUCCACCAGCCGUCGGUGAAUGCUGACCCUGCAGCUCAGGAGAUCUGGAGGUCGGAGACCCUGUUGCAGAUGUUUGUGGAAAUCUGGCUCCACCACUACUCCUUAGAGAUGUACCAGAAGCUUCAGUCUCCUCAGGUAAAGCUGGCGCUUCUGCAGUACCGCCUCAGUAUGUCCAGCAUGCUGUGCCAACCCCUCGCCCCACCAGGCUCUGGGCCCCUCCACACCUACCAAGUAUUUUUACCUUUUCUCUCAGCCCCGCCCCUCCGGUGCCUCCUGGAGGAACCGUUCAGCCCAUCAGAGGAGCACGUUUUGGUGGUCCGCCUGCUGGUCAAACAUCUGCAUGCCUUCUCGAACAGCCUGAAGCCAGAGCAGGUGUCGUCAUCAGCUUCAGCUCACUCACACGCACACACCAGUCCACUGGAGGAGUUCAAGAGAGUGGUGGUGCAGUGGUUUGUGCAGCAGAAGCUCUUCCUGUUCCUUCAGCACUGCUUUGGCCAUUGGCCUCUGGACGCGUCCUUUAGAGCUGUUCUGGAGACGUGGCUGAGCUACAUCCAGCCGUGGAGAUACACGGGGGAGAAAAGUGGUCCUCAGCCUGACCCAGACAGAACCAUUCACGCUAAAUGGGAGCCCUUUGUUCAUGAGAACCUGCUGAUGUACACCAAGCUGUUCCAGGUGUUUCUGAACCGGGCCGUCAGAACGGACCUGGUUAACGCCAAAAAUGCCCUGAUGGUGUUCAGGGUGGCUAAAGUGUUCGCUCAGCCAAAACUUGCAGAGAUGAUCCAGAAAGGUGAGCAGCUGUUUCUGGAGCCGGAACAUGUCCUCCACCACCGGCAGUCCCGAGGCUACCUGUCUCCAAGCCAGGGCGGUAGCUACCUGUCGUCACGACAACGGGUGGUGACUGACAUGGUGUUCAAGGUGAAGAGUCACGUGUACUCUCUGGAAGGACAGGACUGUCGCUACAAGCAGAUGUUUGGGUCAGAGUUCAGAGCAGCCGUCCUGAACUUCAUCCAGGUCAUCGCACAGGCCCGGCAGACGGCCAAGAGGAUAUCGGAUCAGUCCAGCGAAGUGGCGGCAAACAGUUCCUUCCUCUUCUGGUUGGGGCUCAGCUCUGCAGACCUCAACAACACGUUGACUGGCACCGAACCCGAGGAGAGUGGAGAAUGUCUGAAGAAGACCCACGAGUUCCUGGACAGAACUUUGGACAACCUGUGCCAAAUCUUUAAGCUGAACCAGGGUCAGCUGACUCAGCUCAUCUCCAACCUGAGCUUCUCCCAGGAAGACGGGCCGUCCAAACAGCUGCCAGACUGCAUUGUGGGAGAGAACGGGCUCAUCCUCACAGACGUGGGCCGGAGACAGAUCAUAAAUGGACUGCGCAGAUUUGACAUUCAGUAUCAAGGUGACCCAGAGCUGCAGCCAAUCAGGAGCUACGAGAACGCCAUGCUGGUUCGGUUCUUUUACAAAGUGUCUUCCCUAAUCAACGAGAGGUUGGGCGGUCACAUGAACAUGCUGUGCCUGCGCUCAGACUUCCUGGGUCAACUGGGGCGUUACUACCUGAUGGAUCCCGACUACUUCAGACCGAAGAGGAGUCCGAUGUCCCGUCAUACGCCGAAGCAAAACUGGCGACCUCGGCUGAGCCUGCGCUUUCUGGCCAGCUACAGAACGCUGCUCCUGCUCCUCCUCCUCUAUGUGCUGGGGGCCCUUGUGUCUCUGGGGCCCCUGUCCAGUACAGUGCUCCUCCUCAUGGGGGCGCUGUUGUACGGCAUUCUGGAGACACUGUUCAGAGACAGACUAAAGACGCAAUGAGACAAAGUUUCCUCAACACAGUAACUGAGCCAAGGCGCUGACGGUUCUGAUUGCUCUCCAUGUUGAUGAAUUCAAGCCAAAUCUUUUUAACCCGUCGUUACCAAACCACCGCUGGGUGAGCAGCAGUUUGGGUCGGUUCUGUCCUGGUUUUUAGUAGAUAGGAGUUGAGGCUUUUUAGUAUUUUCUCCCACAAAAGCAGCUGGGAGCAUUUAAAGUAUGUUUAACAGGAUAAACUGAAUCCAUUUUCUUGUAAGGACUCAUUAAACAGAUUACGGAUUA